Molecule: messenger RNA, 5104 nt
Organism: Xyrichtys novacula (pearly razorfish)
Lineage: Eukaryota; Metazoa; Chordata; Actinopteri; Labriformes; Labridae
Source: the annotation of a GenBank genome assembly
ACCAGUUGCGUAUCUCACUUUGUCUGACUUGACACUCUGAGGCUCCGCUCUUACACCGGCUCCUAACUCGUCCUUUACUGUACGAACUGGUGAUUGAAAGGUGAAAUUAUCUGGUUUCAGACUGUUUGUCUUGUCUGGUAUUGGAUAUUGCGCAUUCUUUACACCAGGCUGCUAUGCCGAGAGAGGCGGUGCUGUCCUCUGUGGACUCACUUCAUUGAUGGCUGAGAGCUCCCAUCCUAAAGGCCCCACUCUCUCUCAGCACUGGAGCUAUUUCCUCAUAUGACAAUGGUUCGCUGAAACACGGUUUCACAUCACGACGAGGAAGGUUUUUCAGCGCCAAAGUCGAGGCUGUGUUUAAAAGAUGAAGAUUUGGAGCACGGAGCAUGUUUUCAGGUCAGUCAGGGUGGCGUUUAUUGUUUGGAGUAGCCUGUAAAAGAUGCAGAGUGAGCUGGUCUGUCAGAGCUGGGCUAAGUUGAUAAGACCUUCAGCACCAUUCACUGAAACUAAGACAAUCUGGAAAUACUUCAAACACCAAACUUAUAUUUCAUGUCAGUGAAUUCAUCUGCUUCCAUGUAGGCAAUAUGGAGAUGGUGAGUCACAAUCAACAACAUAAAAUUUACACAGUUAACACAAGCCUUCACCUUCAAAGCUCAGUUUCUAAAAUCCAUUCAAAAAGUAUUUUCAGUUUCUUAAGUAACACUGUUCUCUAAAGUGAAUACACAGAUUAUAACACCCACUUCUAAUGAUAAUAAUAAUGCAGCAUCAGAUUUCAUAUGGCGCUUCAUCAGAGACCCUCAAAGUGCUUUACAUUGGAUGUAUCAUUCAUUCGCUCACACAUUCAAACCUUGGUUGUGGUGAACUACUUUAGUAGUCAUAGCUGCCCUGGGGCACACUGACAGAAACGUGGCUGCCAGUUUGUGCCUACGGCCUCUUCGACCACCACCACACAACACUCACAAUCAUACACCAGUGGAGGACACACACUGGGAGCAAGGUGGGUUAAGUGUCUUGCCAAGGACACAAUGAACAGACUCGAGAUAAGGGGGAAUGGAACCGCCAACCUUCCGGUUACUGGACGACCGCUCUACCUCCAGAGCUACUUCUGAAAACUAAUCCUGGGUGUUGCAUGUACUUAACUCUUAUAUGCUCUUACACUCCUUUUACUCUUUACUCUAAAUACUUUCCCUCAUGUUGUAUGACUCUGUAUGCAGUUACCCAUGGGAAACAGUGAUCAAGGCUGCCAUGAGGAAGUACCCAAAUCCCAUGAACCCAAAUGUGGUCGGAGUGGACGUGCUGGACCGCACUCUGGAUGAAGAGGGACGCCUGCACAGCCAUAGACUCCUCAGCACAGAGUGGGGCCUCCCAGGAAUCGUGCGAGCAGUCAGUGUCCAAAGCAUCACUUUAUCAGAGCCAACUUCUGCUUCUUACUUUAGUAGCUGGAUUAACAGAUGGAUAAAAUGCACACAUUUUUCACGCUUCUGUUUUCUGGAUUCAUGUGUAGAUUUUGGGGACGAGCCAGACACAGACAUAUGUAAAGGAACACUCUAUAGUGGACCCAGAGGAGAAAAAGAUGGAGCUGUGCUCAACAAAUGUAAGUUUAUACAAAGUAAACCUGUCAAUUAUAAACUCAACACAGUUUAUUCAACAAGUGUGAGUCAAAUCAUAAUCCACCUCUGCUAUAGGAACAUAGUUUCACAUCUUAUAUUAUGUGGGCAGAAGUUUCUGAGUGGAAUGUCUUCACAGAUGACAAACCAAGGUUUUUGUCAGAGCUGUGCAUCCUGGGUAUUUUCCAUGCAGUUUUAUCUCUAAACAGAAAGACAGUGCACUAAAAGACGUGUGUCUUUCACAAUCUUAAAACUAAAGAUAAAAUGUAAACAUUCAAAGAAUAAAUCAAUAUAUUGAGCAUCUACCCCUCAGUCAUGUGUUGCAGUGGAAACACAUCACCAGAAAAGCCCCCAGUUUUAAACAUAUCUGCUAGAGAGUAAUUGUCCAGUGUGGUUUAGGCAGACAAAUAUCUGCAUUCUAUAAAAAUGGUAGCACUAGUAUUUCCUGUCCUGAUUUUGUGUAUUUACCUGAUAUUAGUUUUAUUCUUUCAAUUGAAAAAAUAUAAAAAUAAAAAGAUCUACAGCUCUUGUAGGGCUGUAUUCAUAAAAAAUUGUCAAAGCAGUGCACGAAAACCCCGAAAUAACUGACAGACAAUGUGUUGUUACAUGAUUUUAAAAAACUGCUUUUUAUGAUUCAAACAUUGCAUUCUGUGUUUGUUGUAUCAUAAUCCAAGAAAAACUCAAACACGCUUUUUUAUCUAGAUCACUCUGACCAACCUGAUCUCAGUGGAUGAGCGACUUCUCUACAGACCUCACCCUGACAACCCUGAGGUGUAAGUACAAAGAGCUUUAAUUAAGAGCUUUCUCAUCAUUGUAGCUGACUGUGUUUCUGAGGACAGAGUGCAGGCGUCAGGUAUUUUCAUAAUGUAAUAGCUCACAGAGAGAUAAAACCUGAAUGAGACAGACACCGUGCUCUUACAGGCACACAGUGUUAUACUGUUUGUUCAUCACACUCUCUCUCUCCCUCUCUCUCUCUUCUCUGUUUCACUUAGUACUGUCCUGACCCAGGAGGCCAUCAUCACAGUAAAGGGAGUGAGUCUAAGCAGUUACCUUGAGGGGAUGAUGGCGAGGAGAAUGUCAGCAAACGCCCGGAAGGUAAAGUGGAACAAUUACUUUCUUUGCAUGCCGUGUUACUUGGACCUCCCUGCCUGUAUGAGUUUCUGUGCAGCCUCGGCUCAGUUUAUCAGACAUAAAAUUAAGCUACUAUUCUCACUGAUGUCUCUCUGCAUAUAUUGCCUGUGGCUUUUCUUUAACUCUCUUGUCUCUCUGUGUGAAUCUGUAGGGCUGGGAUGCUAUUGAAUGGAUUAUUCAGAACUCUGAAAGAGAGAACAUACCUCUUUGACAUUUACUAACUCUGGUAACUUUUCUCUUUGCUUUCCUUUCCCCUUCCGUCUUACCAGACAAGCAGAUGCAUAUCAUGUUUCUUUUAAUACGGAAGCCCAAAGUGAACAUGCAUCUAUAUAUAUUUUGUUUACUCUGGAGUCACUGAAUAAUUUCAGAUACUUGGAUUGCAAGGAAAAUAUUCUGUUUUUACAUUUAGAGAAUGAGAUGAAUAAGUCAAAAUCUAGAGAAAACUGCUGUAAAUCACUAAAUCAAAACAGAGUGAAUAAAAUGUAUUGAUGCAUGUCUGCUCAGGGCUUCUGUAGACUGCAGAAUCAAACUAAUGUUCAGUGAUGAUGCGUCUACACACACAGGACUGCAGCUGUACAGUGAAUACUACUCUUCCUAGCUACACCUCAUAAACCGACAUGGGAUUCUGGCCGACUCGGGAUCCUCUGCUGUUGGUUCCUGUACUGUCUGGGAAGUCUUCCUCUUUCAUCUUCCGGAGCCCAUGCACUGAAAGCUCAGAGACAAUAUGUGACGCUGCCAAAGCUGAAUGGACCUGUCAGAGUUGUGUUUUUGGUGGUGGGAGAUUCUCACCACUUCUGCUGUACUCUAUGACACAUGAACAACCAUUCAAAUUAAAGCAAGGGCGCAGUUCCUGUGUUUCUGUGAAACAGCAUCACUACUGAAAAAGAUUGAAUUCAAGAGAGACGCUGAAGAAGAUUUGUUUUAACAUUACUAGCCUACAUUUUUUUUUUGCUCUCAUGACAUAUCGAAGGCCUAUUUCAAAAGGGAAAAAGAGGAGGGAUUCAGGAGGUAUACGCACAUAAUUUUAACUUAACAUUGUUCGGUACUACUAUAAUAUGCAACUAAUUUUGUAAUGUUUGAACUAAUUUACUGUACAUCCUCUGUAAUGUCAAAUACUAGUGACUCCUGCAGCAGGAGACGCUUUCAAAAAAUGCUUCUGGUGCUUUUUAUGUGUUUCAGGAGGCACAAACUGUAGCUGAUGUGUUUGCAUGGUAGUAUAGUAUAAAAAGUUUAAGGGUUUGGAAGACAAUGUCUCUGUCUGAACGCAAUUAUUAUUCACUUUUUUAGUCCUCGCUGCUCUCAAAAUUUCUGAUUUGUCCUGCAAGUACUCUUGAAGAACUGUACAGUGGACCAAAACUUUACAAAACUGGUUUCUAAGCUUGCACAGCUUUGUUUAUUUGGUUAUUUGAUGACUGCAAGGUGACAGUAAUAGUUAUGAAUGUAAAAAAAACAAACAAGAUGUAAGCACAUCAGAGAAAGCAAACAUGGUUUUUUAUAUGUCUGUACUCUCAAGGCAGAAAAUUCACAACAAAUGUUUAGAAAUCAAGAUUAAUAGACACCACUAUGUGAGUAAAUAGUCAAAUUUGAUUGAUUAAUAAAAUAACUUAUUGGGCUCCAAAAAGUCCUUAUUUUUAUUCCACUGGCACUUUUUAUUUCUCUUUGCAGAACUUUCAUGAUGUUGAGUUUAGAGAUGUGGAUGAUAUUGAACAGAGAUGAUGAGUGGUUUAGUUGCUUAGUAGCUAGAAGCUCAAAAUGCAGCUUUAAAUAGACAAGAAUAAAAAACUGUUUGUCUAUAUGACAAAAAAAAAAAAAAAAGGAAUUUUUCUGCUCUCGAGCCAAUAGCGUAGUUGCAUCUUUUUGAUUGGAAUUUAGGGGCAUUGUUCUUUAAAACCAGUGGAUUUAUACUGGAUAGAGGGUGGUGAUAGCAUGUUGAGGUUUUGAUGUAAGCGUGCAUUAAAAAAGGUAGAUCAACAUCCUUUAUGGGCAGACUUAGUGAUGUUGUCAGCCUGCCUGAAUGUUAUUGCCAUGACAGCUGCAUAAUUCAUGCCUUUGCCAGUCAUACACACCAUGCUUUCAUAUGUUGAAUUUGUCUGUUACAGCUACCUAAAGGCCCUGAGGAGCAGGGCUCUACAUGUACUGUAUGUGAAAUCCUGCUCUGGGAGAUGCACACAAUUAAAAUGACUUACCAAACAUAUUUCUUUGUGAAAUUGACAAUAAUUACAUUAUAUUUAUAUUUAUCUAACACCAUUAUUAAAUGACUAAAACUGCGUUGAGUCAUCCUGAAAUUCAUUGCUUUAAAAAUUUUGUUAUAACUUAAUCUGUUGUCCAACUAAAUAAAUAAUAAAUCUUUUUGUUUGAGAAAAAGUCAA